This is a messenger RNA of Candidula unifasciata, 181 nucleotides long. The record is from the annotation of a GenBank genome assembly. NCBI's taxonomy places the organism in Eukaryota, Metazoa, Mollusca, Gastropoda, Stylommatophora, Geomitridae.
UGACAGACAACCACUGUCACCUGGAUCGCCAUCUAUGUUUACCAGUACCCAACGUCCCAGCACCCUGUGCAUACCUACAGGUGAUUACACUCAGUCAGGUGGUAUCGCCCACUCAGUCAGGUGGUAUCGCCCACUCGGUCAGGUGGUAUCGCCCACUCAGUCAGGUGGUAUCGCCCACCCA